Molecule: messenger RNA, 948 nt
Organism: Penicillium cataractarum
Lineage: Eukaryota; Fungi; Ascomycota; Eurotiomycetes; Eurotiales; Aspergillaceae
Product: TMEM53 family protein
Exons: 1
Coding region: 1-948 (315 amino acids)
Source: RefSeq, a predicted model, not a curated record
AUGGCGUCGGACUCGCUAUUGGAGUGUUUCCAUACGAUAGGGGAGAGUAUCCAUCUUCACGAAUCUCCUGCUCGGUCAUUGCCAGAUCCUGCCUCGCCGUCCCUGGUGAUCCUGUGUACCUGGGUCGGGGGCGCCACGCCUCGGCGAAUCAACAAGUAUCUGGCUCAAUACCAGGAAAUCUUCCCAACAUCAUCCCUCCUCCUGAUAACAACAAAUGUGCCCGAUACAGCUUUCCGGCCACUCACAUGGAUACGUGCCAAUCUGAAGCCUGCUCGCAAUGCGAUUAACCGAAUCGUGGGUCGUGAGAUCGGCCAAAACACGGUUGAGUCUAGUAGUCGCCAGCGCGGCAUUCUACUCCAUCUAUUCUCCCACGGAGGCGGCAACAUUGCCAGUCAACUCGCGCUAUCCAUGAAGGCAGAACCCGACCGUGGCGCAUUAUUCUUCUCUAAUCUUCGCACUAUUAUCCUGGACUGCUGCCCUGGCGACGAUACCUUCGAACGGAUGUACGCGGCUACUCGGGUAUCCGUGCCACAGACUCCCGUUGCACAAUUCUUGGGUAAAACAGUUAUGUACCCAGCACUCGCCGUGGUCAAUGGAUUCCAGCAGGCCGGCCUAGUGCGCGCCGUAAAGGACCUUCGCGACAUUCUAAAUGCCCCUUCUACUUUUGGAUCGACGCCAAGGAGGUUAUAUAUCUAUUCCAAAGAGGACAUCGUGAUAGGAUGGGAAGAUGUGCAAUCGCAUCUUGAAGAUGCACAGAAUCGAGGGUACUCUGUUGGUCAAGUUUGUUUUGAACAAGGUCCUCAUUGCGGGUUGGUCAUGGAAGAUCCUAAUCGGUACUGGGAUGCUGUGAAGAAUUUCUGGGCCGGCGAGGAUGUUUGGGAUGUAAGUCCCAAUGGCUCCCAAGGAACUUCCACGGGUAAGCGGGCGAUUAUCCCCAGCAAGCUCUGA